Gadus macrocephalus (Pacific cod) is the source of this 6599-nucleotide messenger RNA. It is a transcript of the gene lrrc8aa, whose product is annotated as leucine rich repeat containing 8 VRAC subunit Aa. The coding region runs from base 181 to 2562 and encodes 793 amino acids. The record is from RefSeq and is a predicted model, not a curated record. Lineage: Eukaryota; Metazoa; Chordata; Actinopteri; Gadiformes; Gadidae. Gene Ontology annotation, molecular function: protein binding. The transcript is spliced from 3 exons.
UAACCCAAUCUGGCAACACUGGGAGUGAAGCUCAUGCUUCUGGUCGGGAAGGAGAGUGUCAGUGAGCGAUGGGUUCAAUCCAGACAUGUAUUCAUCAUAUUGGAAAGAGGUGAAAGACAUCCCAGGCUUCAGUACACCAGGUAGGGGUUCGAGUCCCUCUAGGGAACCAGGUAAACCAUCAUGAUUCCUAUCACAGAGCUGCGGUACUUUGCUGACACCCAGCCUGCAUACCGCAUCCUGAAGCCAUGGUGGGACGUGUUCACCGACUACAUCUCCAUCGUCAUGUUGAUGAUCGCCGUCUUUGGCGGCACACUACAGGUCACGCAGGACAAGAUGAUUUGUCUCCCUUGCAAGUGGAUUGUGAACAAGACUUGUGAGACCAUCCCCCUUCCCAACCUCACCAUCCCCUACGCCCCCGAACCUAAAGGCAUCAAGUAUGACCUUGACCGGCACCAGUAUAACUACGUCGACGCGGUCUGCUACGAGAAUAAACUCCAUUGGUUUGCCAAGUACUUCCCCUAUCUGGUGCUGCUGCACACCCUCAUCUUUUUGGCCUGCAGCAAUUUCUGGUUCAAGUUCCCCCGGACAAGCUCUAAACUGGAGCACUUUGUCUCUAUCCUCCUCAAGUGCUUUGACUCUCCGUGGACUACGAGGGCUCUGUCAGAGACCGUAGUGGAGGAGAGCGACCCCAAGCCCCCAGGGAAAAUGAAUGGCUCCAUGGACAAAAAAGCAUCUUCUGUGAGCGAGGAUGUGGAGGCGAGCAUUCCCAUGCUGCAAAGGACUAAGAGAAUUGAACAAGGAAUAGUCGAUCGCUCCGAGACGGGGGUUCUAGAUAAGAAGGAAGGGGAGCAGGCCAAGGCCCUUUUUGAAAAGGUCAAGAAGUUUAGGAUCCAUGUGGAGGAAGGCGACAUAGUCUACCGUCUCUAUAUACGUCAGACCAUCAUCAAAGUCAUUAAGUUUGUGUUGAUCAUUUGUUACACGGCCUACUACGUGCGUUGUAUCCAGUUCAGUGUGGUGUGCACGGUGGACAUUGAAAGGCUGACAGGCUACAGAAUGUACCACUGCGCACACCCCUUGGCCACACUUUUCAAGAUCCUAGCCUGUUUCUACAUCAGUUUGGUGGGGGUCUACGGUCUCAUUUGCAUGUACACGCUCUUCUGGAUGCUAAGCCGCUCCCUAAAACGCUACUCCUUCGAGUCAAUCCGCGAGGAGAGCAGUUACAGCGACAUCCCCGAUGUAAAGAAUGACUUUGCCUUCAUGCUGCACAUGAUAGAUCAGUACGACCCUCUUUACUCAAAGCGUUUUGCUGUCUUCCUCUCCGAGGUGAGUGAGAACAAGCUGAGGCAGCUGAACCUGAACAACGAGUGGACACUAGAAAAGCUGAGACAGCGCAUCACCAAGAACUCCCAGGAGAAGCUGGAGCUGCAUCUGUUCAUGCUCAGCGGCAUCCCGGACACGGUGUUCGACCUGCUGGAGGUCGAGGUGCUCAAGCUGGAGCUCAUCCCCGACAUCACCAUCCCGCCUAUCAUCGCCCAGCUCGCCAACCUGAGGGAGAUGUGGCUGUACCAUACCCCCGCCAAAAUAGAGGCCCCCGCUCUGGCCUUCCUGCGGGAAAACCUCAAGUCCCUCCACAUUAAAUUCACUGACAUCAAGGAGAUCCCGCUUUGGAUUUACAGCCUGAAAAACCUCAGCGAGCUGCACCUCACAGGCAACCUGAGCGCCGACAACAACCGCUUCAUCGUCAUCGACGGCCUGCGCGAGCUCAAGAGGCUCAAGGUGCUGCGGCUGAAGAGCAACCUCACCAAGCUGCCUCAGGUGGUGACUGACGUGGGCGUCCACCUUCAGAAGCUCUCCGUCAACAACGAGGGCACCAAGCUCAUGGUGCUCAACAGCCUGAAGAAGAUGGUGAACCUCACGGAGCUGGAGCUGGUGCGCUGUGACCUGGAGCGCAUCCCGCACUCCAUCUUCAGCCUGCACAACCUGCAGGAGAUCGACCUGAAGGACAACAACCUGAAGACCAUCGAGGAGAUCAUCAGCUUCCAGCACCUGCACCGGCUGGUGUGCCUGAAGCUUUGGUACAACCAGAUCUCCUACAUCCCCAUGCAGAUUGGCACCCUGACCAAUCUGGAGAGGCUCUAUCUGAACAGGAACAAGAUCGAAAAGAUCCCCAGCCAGCUAUUCUUCUGCCGCAAGCUGCGCUUCCUGGACCUGAGUCACAACAACCUCACCAGCAUCCACGCCGACGUGGACCGCCUGCAGAACCUUCAGUACUUUGCUGUGACGUCAAACCGGAUCGAGGUGUUGCCCCCGGAGCUGUUCCAGUGCAAGAAGCUGCGGACGCUCAACCUGGGCAGCAACUGCCUGCAGGCGCUGCCGUCACGCUUCGGGGAGCUCACGGGCCUCACCCAGCUGGAGCUAAGGGGCAACCGGCUGGAGGUCCUGCCCGUGGAGCUCGGCGAGUGCCGGCUGCUGAAGAAGAGCUGCCUGGUGGUGGAGGAGGACCUGUUCAACACGCUGCCCCCCGAGGUCAAGGAGCAGCUGUGGAGGGCCGACCAAGCUUGAGUCUUGCUGCUUUUUGUGCCUUUAAGGAAAAGGACAUUGGACAGAGACAAGACAUUGAGUUGAAGAAGGGCGGGAACGACAUGCAGCACAGGACCAGCGAUGGGAAUCGAACCCGGGUCGCUAUUUGCCUAUGGUUUGCACACUAGCAGUUGAGCCACCAAGACGCCCUGAUUUUUUUCUAUUUAAAAGCCAGCGGAAGAAAGUAUGGAUGUUGGACCCACCCUUCCUGUUGAGAUAAGGACUGAGGGGGAGCUGUAUGGAUGAUUGAUGAGGGGUUGAGAUAAGUAGGGUUGGGGAUAAGGUGUAUACUGUACAGCCCUUCUGACUAUGUGACUGUGGGUCAAGCCCUGAUCAGUCAAAAGCAUGUGUCCAACCUGUACCAUAAUGAUAAUUCAAUCAUUUAUCUUGAUCUUAAAUGCAAAAGUCAUACACAUUCACGUGUAUAUAUAUAUAUAUAUAUAUAUAUAUAGAAUAAUUAUUCCUUGAUACAAAUCAUUAACACACACCCUACACAGGAGGGACACUAUUAUUAUAUUAAUAUAUUAUUUACCCCCAAAAUCCCCCGAAAAUGUGGAUUUGUUUCGUAUUUUGUGUGUGCAGAUUCAAUAAUAGGUCUUGCCAGAAAGAUUUGACAGCAUUGAAUCCUCUGCUGUAUCAUGUCCUCCACAAUGCCGAUCAACAGGGUAUCCCAGCUGCCUGAAUAACACUCGGCAUGGGACAAGGCCUGUGGUUUAAAGGAUUAUUCUUGAUUUUUUCUUGGUUUUGCCAAGCAACAGGACAGGGACUUGGUGAACUUGUUUAAGCGAAAAACAGAAGAAGUCUAUGACACCCUUAGGACACUUUGAACAGAGUGAGUAGGAGAAGAAUAACACUGUUGUUUCAUGGGAGUAUAAGAGUUACAGAGACACACCAGUCUUGAGCUGGCUAUCUCCUAGCCACUAACAUGUCUAUAUAUACAAUUAAAUUCAUCUUUAUUGCAAAUAGAAAUGGUCAUGCACAGAAAGUAUUACAAAGCGGAUAUAUUUGCUAUUUAUUCACUUCACUUGGUUUAAUUGCAGGUGCAAAUCCUGAAAGUUCCUGACCAGAGUUUAAUCCUAAUUUAUUUGGGCACUGAAUGAUGUGUAUAAUUGAACCACUAGGUAAAGUUCCCUAAAGUUGAGUGGGGAGCCUCUUUGGAUUUGCUUCCAACUUAGUUUUCAUCCCCAGUAGAGAGAAAUGUUGUGUUUGUGCCUUGUCUGCCUGAAACUUUGUGUGCUUUUUAUUUUGAUGUGUUUAUAUUUUAUUUGUCUUCCAUUUACCUCGGAUAAAUCUGCAAUUGGCUUUGCCAGAAUGCUUAAAAUAAGGGAUUAUUACCACGUCCAAAGAUGGUAUUUGUGGUUGUUCUAAAGGGAAACAAGUGGUUUUGUCUGCUUGAAUAGCUUCGGAAGAUGUGUGUACUACAGCCAGGUUCUACUUUUUGUUAUUUACUACUAAUGCCUUACUUUUUAUAUCUCUUCAUGACUUGGUAUUUUCAGGUGUGCGGGUACAGGUUGACUUUGGGUAAUAUGAUCUUCAUGUUGCUGUUCAAUGCAUACAGAUUGUAUGAAAUGUGGCAUUGUUCAUUACAUCUGGAUUAAGUUGUUUUUUUAGGAGUCUGGCAGUUGUAAUAACAUGAGACAAAUGCACUUUUUGUUGAAAUUGUUGUUUUUUACGACAAAAUUUGAGUCAAGUUCCUUUUGCUUUACAAAUCAAUGUCCUUUUUCUGUCCUGGUUGUGUUAGUAUUAUUGUGUUUUGGGAGAGGCUGGAUAUGCUCCACUCCUGUAAGAAGCUGGAGCCAUCGUCACUAUUCUCGGAACAGAGCCACUGCAAUGGAAACAUUGGGUAUUGGUUUAGACGAAUAUGUAGGUAUUUGUAGGUACCAAACGCACACUGAAACACAAAGUGAUGAGACAAGCCCUCCAAACGUAUAUGAUCUGAAAUCGAGUAUGCAGGGAUUUUUCUGCCAGACCGUUAUGUUUAUGCAGCCACAACCCCCUAUAUUUAGGAUGUUUAGUCACCAGGCAAACAUGAAAGAUGUUGGAAUCCGGCAAACCACAUGCCCACAGUUGAUGUGGACUUAUGAGUGUCAAAUAUAGGCCUAUGUUAAUCAUUUGUUCUGGACAAACUUUGGCCUUAUCUCGCUGGUCGAGUUUUCUGUGGUUUGAAUGCUUUGCCUCGUAGACAGCUCAUGCCUCGUAGACAGUUCAAAUUAAAUUGAACUGACUUACUUGAGAGUGCCGUAGAAGUGAACUACAGGGAAUCACGCAUUCAUUAACCCAUUCCUCCAUUCAUUUCAUUCACUCAUUUAGUUUAAGGCAGAAGAUUGUGGAAAGAUGUGGCCAAACCAUCUUUUUUUUUUUUUCAACUGAGUCAUUGUGCACUGAUCACACAUCUGUCAUUUCUAUACGUCGUACCUUUUCUUGGUGCUCCUGUUUAAAUGUCUCAUAACCCUGCUUUACAUUUCCCCCUGAAACUAAGAACUUCUAUCCAUGGGAAUGUUUGGAGCUAGUCAGUUCAACAUGACAUCCCUUUUUUUUUGUAUAUUCAUACGCAAGUCUUAACCACACAUCUUGCUGCAUGUCAGCAUUUCUGAAUGAGGUCAGACAGCUUUUUCAAGCAUUGACUAACAAAAUGACCCCUAAAUUAGUUGAAGUUAACUCUGUACUAUGUAACCCAAUGCCAGCAGUAGACAGUGUUAAAAAAUAAACACUACUCACAUCUAUGUAAAGUAUAAUAUAAUUUGUCAGCAACAGGUGAUUAAGAGUCAUCAUUCAAGUCCUAUUAAAUAUAGACUUGAUGAAACGUUACAAUUUGGAUUAAAUGCUGUUGCUUCACACAUCAAAACGUGCAGACCUAUAAUUUAUUGUUUGAAUAAUUGAAUGUGUUUGUUAAAAACCUUUCGAAGACAUUGCUGGGUUCAGUUGUAGUAUCAUGCAAUAUGGAAUUUCCCUCAUGACCCUGACAAUUAACGUACCAAAUGAGACGUUCUAACAGGAUGGAAUCAUGUUAUUGUCCUUAACAAAAGGACUUAAUAUAUAUAUUAUGGGCAAUUAUAUGAUAAAUAUGGCCAGAAAGUUUUCUAUCGCCCUGACUAUUAUAAUAAAGUUGUCUCUUAACACUAAAUUGGGGGUUGUCUUGUAUCUAUAUCACAAAGAAACACUACGGCCUUAUAUUCAACUUAAAGGAAAUAAAGGGAAACCCCUGUUACUGUCUCCCUUGGCUUCACAAAAACAUGAAAAAUCGAAAUCACCAUGUUGUGCCUAUAAUGCCUAAGAGCAUUUUUGCGUGAACACGCCUGCCAUAAAGGUUAACAAACUAGUUAUCCUUGGGUCUUUCUGAUUAGACAUUUUGUAAAGUGCUUGUAUUGCGAUUUACUAUUUGUAUUUGUCCACAAACUCCUUUCUGAUACGAUGCACAUUGAUUUUCUGAAUCAAUGGAGUUCAAUGAUUGAAGUGCUAUAUACAUUGUGAUUUGACAUCUCAAUGACUGCUGCCAUGCUGGGAACAUAGGACCAUAAGUAAUGAUAGUUUUAAUGUUGGUAUUAAUGUUUUUGUCAUUGUUUGGUAAUUAAUCGUGAAAAUUUUUUUCAUUAUGGGAAUACAUUGUUGUGUUUUAAAACUGUCACAGCGCUAUUCAUUGGAAAUGUGGCAAAUUAAAGUUUACUUCUAGGUUACAGUAUAUUUACACUGAUUACAUUUUCUGUACUGCUUCAAGGCUGCAUCCAUGUGUACUACUUACUACAGUGUGUACUACGCACUACAGUGUGUACUGUAUUCUGCUGUACUAUUGGUAAAACAGCCCAAAGUAUUAAACAUUUUGGAAAUACUAGUGUCGAGGAAUUCAAGCUGUCCAAACAGUAUAAUGUUUAUGUAUAUGUUUAUGGGGUAGCGAUAGUUGCUGAUUGUUACACAUUUACUUGUGUGAUGUAAGAGUAUGUGUUUGACUUCAGUUGUUGAGUUGCUUUUUUGCCUUUUAACCUGUUAAUAUGAGGGCAAUAAACCAGUACGGAGAGGCUAAA